This is a messenger RNA of Vavraia culicis subsp. floridensis, 597 nucleotides long. RefSeq lists its product as uncharacterized. NCBI's taxonomy places the organism in Eukaryota, Fungi, Microsporidia, Pleistophoridae. The coding region runs from base 1 to 552 and encodes 183 amino acids. The transcript has a single exon. The record is from RefSeq and is a predicted model, not a curated record.
AUGCUGCUCCUUCUUCUACUACAAGCUUUACAAUGUUCAGUAGAGAUAAAAAAUAUCGAUGCAGAUGAAGCUGUCCUGUAUAUCAACAAGCGGAUAGAGAUACGCCAGGUGUACUUAGUGUACAACGUUGUUAAAAGAAUGACAGAGGCAAUAGAACGAUAUGAGCCGGUAGAUGAUGUGCAAAGAGACCUGGACGACCCUCAAGAAAUAUUCGAGGUUAGUUUGCCAUCAAAUAAACCGACUAACUAUUACUAUGGGUUUGAAGUGGUCGAUAUUGAUGGUAAUAGCUUCUACACGGAAAGAUACUACUUCGCUAAUGACCAUAUUUUUUACAGCUCGAAAGCUGCGGUCCCGACAAAUGAAAUAGCAGAUGUAGAAGAAGAUGAGGAGGACGAAUACGAGGAAAAAGAUAAAAAGUGGUGCAUAUGGUCGAUCAUUGGAAUGGGAUUGUUGAUUAUUUUCAUACCUGUAGCUGUUAUCUCUGCUGCUGUGUUCGUGUACAAAAGAAUUACCACUUCGAAAAAUAAAUUGAGCAGCCAAACAGCAAGGUAGAUUGGCCGCUAUACAUCUAAUAAAUAAAGAACCUUCAUGUAUUCC